Messenger RNA from Mustela lutreola (European mink), 806 nucleotides. RefSeq names its product general transcription factor IIA subunit 2 (gene GTF2A2). Gene Ontology annotation, biological process: RNA polymerase II preinitiation complex assembly; transcription initiation at RNA polymerase II promoter. The record is from RefSeq and is a predicted model, not a curated record. Gene Ontology annotation, cellular component: transcription factor TFIIA complex. The transcript is spliced from 5 exons. Lineage: Eukaryota; Metazoa; Chordata; Mammalia; Carnivora; Mustelidae. Gene Ontology annotation, molecular function: RNA polymerase II general transcription initiation factor activity; TBP-class protein binding. Bases 208 to 537 code for a protein of 109 amino acids.
UUAAACAGGACCAGGACUACAGAGUUAAUUCCGAACGUGGAGCCCUUGUAAUUUUCUCAACUGCAGAAUGAAGGAGCACGAAAUUGAUGUGGCGGAUACCAGAUCUAACAGAUUUGAAUACUGCAUAAGAAAUUUUUAAGAAUCUAAGAUCCUUGAAGACAUCAAUGCAAGCCUGAAUAAGAAAAACCAACUUCUUUCUCCUAAGCCAUGGCAUAUCAAUUAUACAGAAAUACAACUUUGGGAAACAGUCUCCAAGAGAGCCUUGAUGAGCUCAUACAGUCUCAACAGAUCACCCCCCAACUUGCCCUUCAAGUUCUACUUCAGUUUGAUAAAGCUAUAAAUUCAGCAUUGGCGCAGAGGGUCAGGAACAGAGUCAAUUUCAGGGGCUCUCUAAAUACAUACAGAUUCUGCGAUAACGUGUGGACUUUUGUAUUGAAUGAUGUUGAAUUCAGAGAGGUGACAGAACUUAUUAAAGUGGAUAAAGUGAAAAUUGUAGCCUGUGAUGGUAAAAAUACUGGCUCCAAUACUACAGAAUGAAUAGAAAAAAAAAUGGCUUUUUUAUGCCAUCUUCUGUUGUUAUUCAUCACUUUUUGAAGAGAAGCAUAGAAGAGACUUUUUUUAUUUAUUCUAGCAUUGCGGAAAUGACUACACUGUGCUAUAUAUACUACCAGAAUUCCAAUAGGAAGAAGCUUAUAACUAUAGCCUCUUACAUUACUUUUUCAGCAUGAAGAAACAGAAGUUUUUUUUAACAACAAACAUUGUUGCCUUCCUAAGAACAUUCUUGAAUAAAUUCAUUUUAAAACUCA